AGGGCCGGGGGGGGGGCGGGGGCCGCCUUCCCCUGCAAAACAAAAGGGAGCGGAGCGGCGGCAGCCGGGAGGGAUCGUGGGGGGUUCCUUACGCGAUUCGCCGGUGACCCGUGACACCCUUCCCCCCACCUUGCCCCCCCCAAACCAACACCCCCCCCCCCCCCCAACUCCGUGCCGCCGCCAUGUCCCGCCGCAGCCAGCGCCUGGUCACCACACGCUAUUACCCUGGGGACGACGAUGCCACCACCAGCAGCAGCAGCAGCUCCUUGCUGGAGGGCCAGCAGCUCCCCUUCAAGGAGAGCACCAGCAGGAUGAUCAGGAGGAAAUCGAGCAGCACGAAGCGCCUGUCUCCCGCCCCCAGCACCCAAACCUCCUACUACAGCGAGUCCCUAGUGAGCGAGUCCUACCUGGGGGGCAGCCGGGGCCUCGCCGCCCUGGGCAGCUCCGUGCUGGACGAUGCCCUGGACAGCAGCACGUAUUGGGGUGGGGAGCUUUCCACCAGGAGAAGAAGAGGCACAGGGGACACCGAGUCCGGUAAGAUCAACGGGCUGCUGGAGAGCAAGACGUAUGACACCUACGCCUCUUCGUCUGGGUACUCCUCGGAAGAUGACUACGCUGGUCACUUUUACUCAGGCCAGAGUAGCUCUGGGUCGGGGCUGAGGACCGUGGCCUCCCGGGUGGGCUCCUUUCUCUGGCAGGUGCUCACCUCCCCAGUUCGGUUUGUGGGGUGGCUGUUUUCGGGGCUGGCAGCUGCCUGGCACCGCCUCACCGGCGCGGCUCCCCGCCUGGGCGGCAUCCCCUUCUCCAGGCGCUACCCAUGGCUGAAGAGGUCCCUGCUUCUGCUGCUGCUCCUCCUGCUCCUCGCUGCUGCCGCCUACGGAACUUGGUACUUCUACCCGUACGGGCUCUCGACACUCGGCCUCCCCACCUUCCCGUGGUGGGGAGCUGGGAAGCUUUCCUCCUCCGAUGUGCCUGGGGCAGGGGACCUGACCGCGCUGGACCCGGGGCUGUGGGGGGAGCACCGGCUCCUGGCUCGCUUCCGAGCCCUGGAGAAGCGCUUCGAGGUGCUGGAGGCCGAGGUGUCGCGGUGGGAGCUGCAGCGAGGGGCGGCAGCAGUGGCGGCGGGGGGAGAGCCACCCCCGGGGGACGUCGUGGCGCUGCUGGAGGGGCUGGUGAGCCGCCGGGACGCGGGGCUGAAGGAGCAUCUCCGUGCCGAUUUGACCAACCACCUCCAGGGUGAGCUGGAUGCUCUCCGAGCCCAGGUGCAGAGAGAUUUAGACGGGCGCCUGGGAAAGAUGGCACAAGCCUCUCAGGAGAUGGAGGCACACUUGCUGAAGCUCAACUCGGAGUGGCAGAGCUCGGUGCAGGGGAGCUUCCAGCAGGAGGUGGGCAAGCUGGAGCAGGAGGUGAGAGCGCUGAGGAGGGAGCUGGCGAGCCUCAGGUCAGACCAGGAGGUGAUGGGGAAGCACGUGGAGGCGAUGCUGGAGCAGCUGAAGGCGGUGCGGGCUGAUGUGGAAGCGCAGUUCCCGGCAUGGGUCAGUCGGUUCCUGUCGCAGUCCCGGCAGGAUGGGGCUGCUGGCCUCGUCCUCCAGCAGGAAGACUUGCAAGCGGAGCUCCAGGCCCUGGAGCACAAGAUCCUGGCCAAAGUCUUGGAGGACCGGAGGCUGUCGGCACGGGAUGCUCAGGCUGGUAUCGGAGUGGCCCUGCGGCAAGGGGGGACUGCGGGGGUGACGGAGGAGCAAGUGCAUCUCAUCGUGGGCCAGGCCCUGAAGCGCUACAGCGAGGACCGCGUGGGGAUGGUUGACUACGCCCUGGAGUCGGCGGGGGCCAGCGUCAUCAACACCCGCUGCUCGGAGACCUACGAGACGCGGACGGCGCUGCUCAGCUUGUUCGGCAUCCCGCUGUGGUACCACUCGCAGUCCCCCCGUGUCAUCCUGCAGCCAGACGUCAACCCCGGGAACUGCUGGGCAUUUCGUGGGUCCCAGGGCUUUGCUGUCAUCCGCCUCUCUGGCCUCAUCCGCCCCACGGCCGUGACCCUGGAGCACAUCCCGAAAGCCCUCUCGCCCCAGGGCACCAUCCCCAGCGCCCCCAAGGACUUCGCUGUCUACGGCUUGAAGGAGGAGGGAGAGGAGGAGGGCCUCCUCCUCGGGCAGUUCACCUACAACCAUGCCGGCGACCCCAUCCAAACUUUUUACUUGGAGGGUGAUGCCAUCGGCACGUACCAGCUGGUGGAGCUCCGGGUGCUGAGCAAUUGGGGCCACCCCGAAUACACCUGCAUCUACCGCUUCCGCGUGCACGGGGAGCCGGCGCACUGACCCCCCCCGGCUCGGGUGCGGGACGAGGAUGCUGCCGGGCUGCGACAGCAGGAGGGGGGAAUUCGUCUGGUUCGCCGCUUCGCACGUAGAAAUCCUGGGAUGCGCCAGCAGCCGCCCCAGGGAGCUGCUCCCCUCGGGGGAGGAGAAGAGCUGGCGUUUAAGGCGUGAGGCUUUCACUCUCCCGUGGACCGGGGUGGCAAGGCAAGAGCAUCCCACGUGGGUCCUAGCGCGGCCUGGCUUGUUUUCAGUGCGUAUAGGACAUUUUAACUUUUUAAGCUAAUUUUUUUUUUUUUUUUUUUUUAACCGGGUCUGCGCAGCCCCUCAUCCCCAUUGCCCUGCUCCUUUCUGACGGCGCGCCUAACGCUGCCGAGGCUUGGGAAGGGGGGUAUGUAAUUUUGCGAUGUGCUUCACGCGGGUUUGGGUGCGAUACGGUGUAGGGGACCGCGGUGACCGGCUCGGUGCUGCCCUAGCAGGUAGGAGCCACUGGUCACGGCCACUGAGUCUUUCCCCUCCACGUGGGGCCACGUCUCUUGACAUGGCAUUGGUUUCAGAGGGGAAAUAAGACAGUAUUAAUAUAAAACUAAUAGUUUGGGGCAACAGGAGGGAAGAAAUUUGGCACGCAUUGGUGGCAGAGCCUGCCCCGGUGCUGCUCUCCGUCUGCUCGAGCCCUCCUGCUGCCAGCAGCUGUGUUGGGUCUUGGCGAUGCCAUCAACCCCCCCGGCUGGCCGGCUCUCUGGUGUUAAGCUUGAUGAUGCUAUUGAAGACUCCUGUUGCCUGCUUCCCCUUUUGGGUUUGCUCUGUUUUGAUUUGGGAUUUUUUGUUUUGAUGUGUUUUUUUUUUUUUUGUUCUCCUUUUUUUUUAAAAGGGGGGUGGGGAGGGGGGCUAGUUUUCCAGUUGGGAUGUUGGAGGGUUUGGUUUUGUUUUUUUUUUUUUUUUGUAGUAACAAAGGAAAAAGUGACUUUUUCCAUGUGCUUUCUACUUAACCUGAGACCGUUACAUGGCACCGCUUGGGCGAGUGGCUUAAAUGCAGAGAGGGCUAGAGCUUUGUUUAGUAGCAGAAUAGUGCACACAGUAGGAUAAACUAGAAUAAGAUGAUCAGAGCCGUUUAAAAUACGGGCCUGGAGUUGUUGGUGGCUUGGUAGCUGGACCUGGGAGACAAAGUCCUCCGUGGACUGCUGCUCGGCAGGGUGCUGGAGGCACUCCUGCCCUCCUUGCUCCGGAGAUCUCCUCCGAGACUGCAACGCGUGGCCAGGGCCGCUCACCCGUGGCUGCAUCUGCGCCCGGUGCUGCGCUCUGCACAAUUCCUGUCCCUCGGUGGGCUGUUGGGUGGGAGAGGGGGAGACCUCCUUCCCCAGGGGUUGCAGGUGCCAGCAUGCUGCUUCACCUCGGGGGGCAGCGGGGCCUCCCCCCUCCUGCGGCGCCCGGUCCCCAGCGGCAGAUGGCUGGCGUGGGCUGACCUCCUUUCUCUUGGAAGGACUCCCUUUCCCUCCCGCCUUCUCCUCGCUGGCAUCGCUCAGCUCCCCCCCAGCCCUGGCUGCAGGGGAGCAGUGCCAGAGCAGGAUGAGGAGCCCCGCCUGCAUCGGGCACAUAAAUCCCGCCUGUACCCCAUGCGAUGGAGGGGAGCCGUGGCCGGGGACUGCAGGAAGGAUGCACUUUGGGGACCUUCCCCAGGCUGAGGAGUGCCAGGGCCAUCUGGCCCCUCCGCCUCCCGGCUGCCUGCAGCAUGCUUAGUUUUGGCUUAGGUUUUCGGCGUUUACAGCCCCUGCGUUCUGUUGAAAGAAAAGCUAAAGGGCUCGUGUUUAGCAUUUCGGCCCUGUCUGAUGCUGGCGGCAUCUUCCCCCGGCACUGCGAGCACCGGGAAUUCAGUCUUGCUCUGGUCUUCUCUGCUCAUAGGGCGCGGGGCUGGAGAGGAGGGGAAGGGGCUGAAAGAGGUUUCUCCCUGCAGCCUGCCUUGAUGUGUGCGUCAGGCAGAGGUGCUGAGCCCUGCACCCCUCCCUGCCAGGCUUGAGGGGCUGAGGUUGAUGGUGGCACAUCCCUUCUGGAGGAGUUUCUCCGCUCCAAGCAAGGGAAGCGAGCCUGAAAGGUGCAGCCCCAUCUCUAAACAGGUUAAAAUUAUCCCGCGGAACCCCCCUGCGGAUCUGGGAGGCCUUGCUGCUGGGAGGAAAGCAGAGCUGCAGCCCGAUCCAGUGACGAUAAAUUCUCUCCUAUAUUGAGCAUAGUCUUAAUUCUUGGCAUCCACUGCCAAAGUUAUUUUAAACUUGUCUACAGCUGCCUGCUUGCCUUGCAGUCAUGGACAUGAGUGCCCCUCAUGCACAGAGUUGUGCUUUUAUGAAUGCCUAGGCCUGUCCUGGGCUUGGCAGAGCAGCUCCUGUAUUUAAUUGAAUUAUAAAGAGAAAGUGGAGAUGGAGCUUUCCUCCUUCCCCAGGGCUUCUCUGGCUGCUGGAGCAAAUGCCAUAAGCAAAGGGGUUUUCCAGCCUCGUGGUUAUGUCGCUUCUGGCCUCUGGGUUGGGCUGGCAGGGGUGGGCAGGGUCCCUGCCCAAGAAAAAGUGAUUUUGUGGUGAAUCAGGCGUGCCGCUGAGAGGAGGGAAAGGGGGACCUCUUUCCCUGAGAAUGGCGAUAGAGGGGGGCGGUCUCUGCUCCUUCCAGGGGUGUGUUAACUGCUGGCUCUGGGGUAGAGAGCAUUUGACUUUAGAGAGCAAGCUUGCCCCGUUAGAGACAAAACAUCUCGGCUGUUUUGAGGUAAAACCCCCUGAAGACAGCAGUGAGGGGGGGUCGCCCUGGGGGGGGGUCAUGCUCUUCUCUGGGGGCUAGCGCUGGCUUUAGAGGCCUCACCACUCCGACUGCGUGAGGAUCCCCAGGAAGGCAGAGCUCAGGCUAGGUGCUGUUUUUCAUCCCCCAAAUUCCGCAUCGGUGCAGGGCUGCAGCCUGAGCACCUGUACGGCGUGCCUCUUGCCAGCAGCAGCUCGCAGGAUUUGUGUGACAUUUUCCUGAGCUGCAAAGGAAAAGAGGGCACAUAAAACUGCUGCUUCAGCAUCUGCAUCGCUGCCCAAGGGUAUUUAAGCCUAGGGCUGAUGCAGAAGAUAAGCUGGGUGAGGCAGGAGAAAUGUAAAACAGCUGUCAGAACAGCUUUCCCUUAGUUACUCCAUUUCCCUCUUCUAUUCUCCCUCCUUUUCAGUUUGCCCUACACACGUGUUACAAAUUAGCCCUGCAGAAACAGAUGGUUACAGGCAGGAGAUGAGUUUGUAUUUGAUGCUGUAGCCUGUUGCAAAUGCUGCACUGUUUUUUGUUCAUUUUAUUUUUUAACCAACAGAUUGUAAUUUAUGCCUAUGCAAGAAAAAACAAAAGACCAAGACAAAUAAAUUAUAUCAAAACCGC
Messenger RNA from Tyto alba (common barn owl), 5690 nucleotides. It is a transcript of the gene SUN2, whose product is annotated as Sad1 and UNC84 domain containing 2. Bases 183 to 2315 code for a protein of 710 amino acids. Lineage: Eukaryota; Metazoa; Chordata; Aves; Strigiformes; Tytonidae. Gene Ontology annotation, cellular component: nuclear envelope; meiotic nuclear membrane microtubule tethering complex. Gene Ontology annotation, biological process: nuclear envelope organization. The record is from RefSeq and is a predicted model, not a curated record. The transcript has 18 exons. Gene Ontology annotation, molecular function: protein-membrane adaptor activity.